AUGCNGGGGAAGAAGCUAGAGUCUCAGGUGCGGCUCAAGGAUUCUGAGGUUAUUUUUCUUAGGGAAAAGUUAGAGGAAGCUAAUAAGCGUAACAAGGCAAUUGAGAAGAGAUUAAAUCAAAGUGGCCAACUAGCUGUGCUUGAUAAUGUUCACAUAUCAGGGUUAAGUCCUAGCCAUUUUAUCACAGUUCUUCGCCAUGCGGUUAGGUCCAUUCGCAACUUCGUGAGGGUGAUUGUGGAUGAGAUGAGAUCUGCAGACUGGGAUGUUGAUGCUGCAGUGAAUGCCAUUGAGCAGAAUGUGGUUUAUUUGGCAGAAGAUCACAAGUGUUUUGCAAUUGAGGCAUUUGUUUGCAGAGAGAUGUUUGAUGCUUUCCACUUCCCAAACUUUUCUGUGUCAAAAGAGUCUCUCCCUGAUAGAAGCAGGAGGCAGCAGUGGUUCUAUGGGAGGUUCAAUGAGAUGAAAUCCAUGAAGGCAAAGGACUUCCUUGCUGAGAAGCCAAGAUCAUCAUUUGCAAAGUUUUGCAGGGUGAAGUACUUGAAAAUGGUUCAUCCCAAGAUGGAGUCAUCAUUUUUUGGUAACAUGAGUCAAAGGAACCUUGUGAAUGCUGGAGAGUUUCCAGACACUGCAUUCUUCACAUCAUUUGCUGAGAUGGCCAAGAGGGUGUGGCUUCUACACUGCUUGGCCUUCUCUUUGGAGCCCCAAGCUUCAAUCUUUCAAGUGGGGAAGGGGUGUAGAUUCUCUGAUGUAUACAUGGAAAGUGUGAAUGAUGAAAUCUUCCUGUAUUCAGAAGUGGAAUCAGAUCCACAAGUUGUUUUCACAGUAGUUCCGGGGUUUAGGAUUGGUAAAACUGUUAUACAGUGUCAAGUGUACCUCUCACAGCACCAAAGCAAGGAAAAAAAAAUCACUUCCACAAAGCAAAGGUAGCAGCAGCAGCAGGCACUAGGGGACCCCACAACACAGGUUAUAUUGAACUGGAAGGCAUUCUUUUUAUUUUCUGAGUGAACUUUUUGGAGGGAAAUGAAGGAAUUGUGGGGACUGAGCUCUGGCUAGGAUCACUCACUGGGGCAUCUUUGUCCAUUUGUAUUUUGGCCAUUUUGAAAAGAAAAGCCAUUGGACCGUUGCAUUGGGAACAACCCUUUCUUUAGAAUCUUUCUUAAUUUAUGCCAGAUUUAUCAAAGACAUCCUCCCAAAUUUUCUUAUCAGCCCAAUGACAGGGAUGUCUAGCUGUUAUGCAUCUUUUUUAGACAUUGCAUUUUAUUAUAUGUACAUAAUGAUAUAUAGGUGGGAAUUUUAUAAUCCUCCUCUUUUCCUUUCUUUAUUAA
Molecule: messenger RNA, 1322 nt
Organism: Vigna umbellata (rice bean)
Lineage: Eukaryota; Viridiplantae; Streptophyta; Magnoliopsida; Fabales; Fabaceae
Source: RefSeq, a predicted model, not a curated record